GUCAUUAUCAAUCCUCUUCCCUCUAGCCAACAACUACCAUGUCUACCAAAGUGUUUGUGACCGGAGCGACCGGCUACAUCGGUGGCGAUGCCCUGUACCACGUCCACGAGAAACACCCUGAUCUUGAAUACUCCACCCUGAUUCGAACUGAAGAAAAGGCCCGCAAGGUCCAGGUGCAGUAUCCGAAAUUACGAGUUGUGAUUGGCGAGCUCGACGAUGCUGAAACGAUUGCCAAGGAGGCCGCCUGGGCAGACAUUGUCAUUCAUACGGCUGAUUCAUCAGAUCAUGUUGUGGCGGCCAAUGCAAUCGCCCAAGGAAUGGUGCAGGGCCACAGUCCGCAGCGGCCGGGAUACUGGCUGCACACGGGCGGCACAGGCAUCCUGACCUAUUUCGACUCGGACGUGCGCAAAGUCGCCGGGGAGCCGGACGACAAGGUCUUCAACGACGGAGACAGGGUAGACGAACUAGUGAACCUCCCUCCUGCGGCCUUCCAUCGGAAUGUGGACGAGAUCGUGCUGAAGACCGGUGUCGAGCAUGCCGACAGGGUCAAGACGGUGAUUGUCUGCCCUCCCACCAUCUACGGGCCAGGUCGGGGUCCUGUCUCCGGCCGUGGACGACAGGUGUACGAGUUGGUCUCGUUCAUUCUGAAGCAAAAGUACACGCCGCAGAUUGGGAAGGGGCUGGCCCGGUGGAAUAAUGUGCACGUCUGGGAUUUGAGCAGACUCUUCGAGGCACUUGUGCAGGCCGCCCUCGACCCCGCGAGAGUCGAUGACGCUGAGAUCUGGGGUGGAAAGGGCUACUUUUUGUGUGAGAAUGGUGAGCAUGUCUGGGGGGAUUUGGCAAAAUUCAUUGGUCAGCAGGCACUCCAGCAGGGAUAUCUUGCAGAGGCACCUCAGCACAAGGCAUGGUCUCUGGACGAGGCUGUGAAAUCGCCUGCUGGCUUUGAGGCUGCCAGCUGGGGUUGGAAUUCCAGAGGCAGGGCUCUACGGGCCCAUCAGGCGCUGGGGUGGAAGGCUGAGGAGAGAAGUCUGGAUGAGGAGAUUCCCGAUAUCAUCUGCUCAGAGGCUGCCAGGCUUGGUUUGUAGAUAUCAGUACUGGCCAUAUUCACAAUGUCAAUUGUCAUUGGAAGGAAGUAGUUAAUGUUCAUGGAAUUGAUAUUUCCACACAUACAAGGGAGAUAAGACUGUAUAUAUAUGUUUAUCCUGGAAUAAG
This is a messenger RNA of Aspergillus wentii DTO 134E9, 1212 nucleotides long. RefSeq lists its product as uncharacterized. NCBI's taxonomy places the organism in Eukaryota, Fungi, Ascomycota, Eurotiomycetes, Eurotiales, Aspergillaceae. The coding region runs from base 39 to 1085 and encodes 348 amino acids. The record is from RefSeq and is a predicted model, not a curated record. The transcript has 2 exons.